AUGCAGCGUUUCCAGUUUCCAGUCUCUGGGCUGUUCAUUCAAAUCCUUUGCGCUUCAAUUCUUUGCUGCAAAGGAUUCAAUCCCUCUAGUCCCGCCUACAUCAACACAAAGCCUGGAAAUCUGUUGGCAAUCAAAAACAGCUCGCAAGAUUAUGAUGACCUUCGAGACGAGUCAGAUGUUGAUAGUGAAUCAAUGGAAUCACUUGCCUCUGAAAUUUUCCGCAACCUUCCACACAAAGAAAAGUUUUCAAACGUUAGUAUCCUCGACCUGGGCUGUGGAACCCGCAUGUUGUGGGAGAAGCUUAUUGAAGAAGCUGAAAAAUCAUCAUUGGACUUACAAAUCACAGGAGUUUUAGAUUCUCACAAGUUGGCGAAAGGGGCUUCAAAGAGAUCUUCGCAGCUGCUUCAGAGUCACAGCGAUUCCAACCACGAAAUCGACGUAGUGCAAUCUAGCAUUUUGCACCAUAUUCAAAGCUUGGACAAAUCUUCGAAAUUUGAUUGCGCUUUACUCAAUUCCUGGAUUGUAGAUCAGAGCUUCGAGCUGCGUGAUAUUUUGGUGGAGACACUGGACCAUGGCAUCGAAAAGAUAUUAAUCUACAAAGCGGAGGGCGUAGAUUCGAAUGAUUCGAGGUCAUUGCCCCAAAACUCGAUAGAAGUUGCGAUGGUGAUUCAUCAGCUGCCACUAAAGCUGUCAAAACUGGUAAAUGACUCGUAUUACUUUGUUGCACUAGAGAAACGCCGUGGGGUUGAUCUGGAAUACAUUCAUCGAUACAAGGGAGCAGUCAGUAACGGAUACGGGCGUGGUGGAAAAAAACUAGGAGUCCCAACCGCAAACCUUCCUUCUAGCCUUUUCCAGCAGGCACUUGGAGAUGUUGGCACUGGAGUGUACUUUGGUUGGGCGGCAAUCGGGGGUCAUCCCGGGAAGACGUUCAAAGCAGUUGUUAAUGUUGGGUAUUCUCCUACCUUUGAAGGUACCGAAAACAAGGAAAAAAUCAUCGAAGCCCAUUUGAUUUUGAAGAACGGUGAAGAGCUUGACGAUUUCUACGGUUCUGCCUUGACGCUCAAGCUUGUAGGAUUCCUCAGGUCAGAACGAAAAUUCGAUAGUUUCCCUGCUUUGAUUGCUCAAAUCAAUGCAGAUAUAAAUGAUUCUGAUAGUUUGCUCGAUGAAACUCCAUUUAAGGAUCUGAGGGAGGACAAUAUUUUUGAUAUGUCAAAAACUUGGAUCGGAAGCGGAGGUGGUGACGAGGAUGCAAGCUGGGAGUUUUCGUUGAUGUUGACAGCGAUGGAGAGUAUGGCAGGAUCUUCAUAA
Molecule: messenger RNA, 1308 nt
Organism: Cylindrotheca closterium
Lineage: Eukaryota; Bacillariophyta; Bacillariophyceae; Bacillariales; Bacillariaceae
Source: the annotation of a GenBank genome assembly